Nymphaea colorata (pocket water lily) is the source of this 1424-nucleotide messenger RNA. RefSeq names its product loganic acid O-methyltransferase-like. Lineage: Eukaryota; Viridiplantae; Streptophyta; Magnoliopsida; Nymphaeales; Nymphaeaceae. Gene Ontology annotation, biological process: methylation. Bases 121 to 1209 code for a protein of 362 amino acids. Gene Ontology annotation, molecular function: S-adenosylmethionine-dependent methyltransferase activity. The transcript has 3 exons. The record is from RefSeq and is a predicted model, not a curated record.
AUAAUGCCAUGAAUGAAGAUGGCAGCUGCAGUGCGUGCGUGAGAGAGAGAGAGAGAGAGAGAGAGAGAGAGAGAGAGAGAGAGAGAGAGAGAGGGAAAAGAGACAGUGAGAGAGAGAGAGAUGGGCAAAGAAGCAACUGUCAUGGUUGGUGGGCAUGGCCAGAACAGCUACAUGCACAAUUCCAUUCACCAAAGGACCAGGUACGACACUGUAGUGAACAUGGUGGAAGAGGUGAUCCAUGAAAGGCUUCAUAUCCCAACUAAAGGAGGCACCAUUCGAGUUGCUGAUUUGGGCUGUUCAGUAGGACCCAACACCCUUCACUCAAUGCAGACUGUUCUAGACGCCAUUGGUGCCAAGAUCAAGAGAUCAUCUUUCUCUCAAGAUCAUGGCCGAAAUUACGAAUUCCAAGUCUCUUUCAAUGAUCGAAUAGGAAACGAUUUCAACACCCUCUUUGAGUUCCUCCCACCAAAUCGCCAAUACUUUGUAGCAGCGGUGCCUGGUUCGUUCUACUCACGCCUGUUUCCUCAGAACUCGAUUCACUAUUUCAAUUCUUCCCUGGCGCUACACUGGCUGUCCAGGGCGCCGAGUGGAUUGCUCAACAAGGGAAGGGUGCAUUUACACGGUGGGGGCGCUGAAGCAGUGGCGGCCUAUGAAGGCCAGUUCAGGGCAGACAUGGCUGCCUUCUUAGAGGCCAGGGCGGUGGAGCUGGUGCCGGGAGGACUCCUUGUGAUGCUGUUUGUCUGUCGCCAUGACUGGAUGGAUGCUGAUGCACCACGCCAUGACAUGUGGUUCCCUCACAUAGAGUCCAUCCUUCGAGAAUUGGUGGCUGAGGGAAAGGUUAAGGAAGAGGACCUGGACUCCUUUCAAUUGCCAGUCUAUUCCCCAACAGUUGGAGAAUUCAAAGCGAUGGUGGAGAUGAACGGUUCUUUCUCUAUCCACGUAGCAAAAAUAGUCGAUCAAGGGUGGAGAGCAAAAGUAGGCCAAGGAGUCGAAGAUCACAAAACUGAUGAUCUCCAUGAGAAGGCAAGAGAGUUAAGCCUUGCAGCAAGGGCUGUGUUUCAGGAGAUGGUGGGGAACCACUUUGGUGGGGAUGUUGCAGAAGAUCUCUUUCAGAGGUUCCCAGACACAGCGUAUCAGUUCUUUGUGAAUCAACCAACCGUACCUACUCUGCCACCCACUGCAUUCUUCAUACUGCAGAAGAAUGCCUAACUCUCUCUCUCUCUCUCUCUCUCUCUCUCUCUCUCUCUAUAUAUAUAUAUAUAUAUAUAUAUAUAUAUAUAUAUAUAAUCAUUCACUUGGUUGAUUUAAAGCAAACCAAAUAGAAAAAGUGUUAACUAAUACUAGAUUGGUGGAAAAUAUCUAUCACCAAUUUUUUUUGUUUUUUUUCUUAAUUGUUGUUGUAUUGAAUCAGAGAGCUUUGGUUA